This is a messenger RNA of Spodoptera litura, 2271 nucleotides long. NCBI's taxonomy places the organism in Eukaryota, Metazoa, Arthropoda, Insecta, Lepidoptera, Noctuidae. The record is from RefSeq and is a predicted model, not a curated record.
CAUUGGCAAAUUGGCAACACUUAGCACAACAUAAACGUCUACUGUCUGUUCUUUGGCCGUGCGGCAAAUUGUGAAAAUAAAACUUAUCUUACGUAAAAUCUAUAAUGUUGAGGUUUUAGAUAAUUUUCUAUAUCACACCUCUAAACAAAUAUGAGUACUCCAUAUAUUGCCGGUUUGACCACCAAAAAUAUAUUCUUAGUUGACUUCAAAGAGCCGUAUGCAGAGACAAAUUUAAGGGAUGAAACCACUACAAACAUACGUGGCAUUAUAUUUAGUCCUAAAGGAACAUAUUUAGCAUAUAGAACUGAUAAGAAAGUUGAGAUUGUAAGAUGUUCCGACUGGUCAGUAACAGCAACUAUAAAUGGAAAUGUCAAAGACAUGUUUUUCUCACCCCUGGACAACUACUUUACUAUCUGGGAAAUGUUCAUUAUGACAAAGGAGAUCCCUCAGGGCAAACCUAACCUACAUGUCUAUAAAUCAGCUGAUGGCCAACUUGUAGGCAGCUUCAUACAAAAAAAUCAAACUGGAUGGGAACCAAAGUGGACAUCGGAUGAGAAACUGUUUGCUAUACACAUGAACAACAGGGUGUUGAUCUAUGAAGAUGGCAUACUGGACAGAUUUGUGCAACAGUUGCAGGCAGACAAACUGAAGUGUUUCAGUGUCUCCCCUAGUGCUGCUCCUCUCUAUUACUUUGCUGCAUUUACAUUAGGUAAAGCAGGCCAGCCAUCAUUUUGGCGUGUAUUCAAAUACCCUGAGUUUGAUCAGGCCCAGGCAGUGGUGAGCCGGUCCUCAUUUCAGGCUGACAAGGCUACAUUUUACUGGAAUCGACGUGGUACCAAUGUUUUCGCAAUGACACAAACUGAUGUAAGUAUUUACACUGAUAUACAAAUCAAAAUAAAUCGCGUGCUGUUGGGUGGCUUCGGUAACAUAGCGUCGGGUCACAUCGAGGUGUGGGAGCUCCGCGGGUACAAGAAGGUGGGGUCCUGCGCGGCCCCCGACACCACCAGCCUCGUGUGGGACCCCCGCGCCGAGACCUUCGUCACUGCCACCACAUACCCCAGGCUUACUGUCGGCAACGGUUACAAGAUAUGGCACUACACAUGCGCCCUAAUGCACAAGCGUAUGUGUGCUGAGAAGGAGAACCUGUUAGCUAUCAGCUGGCAGCCAGGGAAUUUCCCAAAGAGUGAGCUCUCUAAGAUAGUACCCAAGUCCAUUGAGGAUGCCACGCCGAAACCAGUCGCUGCAUACAGGCCGCCCGGCGCUAAGAACAGACCUUCGACGUUCACGUUACAUGAGCAGGAGAAGCCACACAGACCUGGAGAAACGCCUAGUGCGGCACCAUCGAAGCAGGCGAUCAAGCAGAAAGAAAAACGCGAGGCUCGGAAGGCGCGCAAGGCUGAAGAAAAAGCUAGUGGGGACACCACGGCACCGCCCGCAGCUGCCACUACUCCCCGCGCACCAUUCAUCUCUACAGGAGACCCUGAAAAGGACAAGAAGAUCAAAAAUCUCAAUAAGAAAUUGAGUGACAUUGAGAAGUUGAAGCAACAAAAAGCAGCCGGAAAGCAGUUGGAACUGAAUCAACUGGCGAAGAUCGAGCAAGAGGCUGCGCUGCUGCAGGAACUCGCUCAGCUUCGGUUAUGAUCGGCCGCGCUCACCAAACACGAGCCCGAUUAUGAACAGAAUAUCGCCACUCUAGUGUUAAGGACAGCUCUAUACUUGAUCCAGUCUCGUGGAACAGAUGACCUAAAUACAAUACAGUUAUAAAACAAACAUAUUUUUUGUCAAUCACAAAGAUGUUUUGUAUAAUAAACCUGUUCCACGAGAAUGUUUCAUUGAUUGUUAAUUUUAUAAAAAGACUUAUGAGAUAAGCUAUAAAUACGAUGUGUAAACGCACGUCAUAACUAUUGAAAUAUAUGCGUUUUGUGUUACUAUUUUUGUAUUAAAUAAUGCUGCGUUGAAUCGUUUGCAUAAUAUAAGAUUUGAGAAUGUAUCUAUUUACUUACGUAUGUAAACCGGACUGAUACCUCGAUGUACCGAAUAUUAUUGUUCCGACUGUCCGCGAGUGCAGUCACGUACAAAUGCUAUAUUUUUCACAUAAAUCUGUUAAUAAAUUAUAAGAAGAUUCAAACAUUUAUUUUGACAUGUUAAAAGCUAUAGGUAUAAUAAGUGUUCAGUGACAUUAAUACAUUAAUACAAAGUGAUUGUUGAUUUGUUAAACGUAUAAACAUUAGUUUUUAAUAAAAACAUCAAUCUGGUUACUAUAUUUUGUAA